This is a messenger RNA of Blepharisma stoltei, 273 nucleotides long. The record is from the annotation of a GenBank genome assembly. NCBI's taxonomy places the organism in Eukaryota, Ciliophora, Heterotrichea, Heterotrichida, Blepharismidae.
AUGAUAUCUAUAAAUCGUUCGCUGAUAUAUGAUAGAAUAAAAUCAGGGAUUCCAAACAUAGAAAAUACAUGCUAUCUUAAUUCAUUUUUGCAAAUUCUUGCAAGCAAUAAUGAAUUUUGUGAGAAAAUUCAGCAUACGGAAAAUAGAUUAUUGUCUACUCUAUCAUCACUAUUAUCUAGUAUUAGAAAUCCUGGGUCUGGCAAUAUAAAGCAACUUGUGAGAUUAUUUAUAAACCAGGUUAACGCAGAAUUCCCAAUGGUAAUGUUUACAUAG